GUAAGAGUACUUUUCUUUGUGAAAAUAUCUUCUCAAUCAUACUUGGAAGUUUCUCAUACGCGUCCGUAUAUAACGAUACAGAAUUAAUGAAUUAUAGAGACUUGUUUAUCUAUCCCAGCAAAAUCUGAGCCUCAACGCUAGGAUGAGCUGGGCUCUCGCUGUCACCUCCACUCACACAGAGACCGGCGUUGCAGCUACGGCUACCUAUUUCUCUUUUCUGCUGUGAUUUAGGUUCGGAUUUGAUUCGUCCAUUUUGUGUCCGGAGGCGUUACUUGUCGAGCCAUUUUAUUUUAUUUCUGGAAUUUCUGGAAUGUCGAGAUUGAGGAAUCUGGGAGCUGGAUUGGCUCUGAUGACGAUAAUUGGGAGCCUAACUUGCGUUGAAAGCAGCGCGACGUCGUUUUCCUCAAUGUGCCCCUUGCGGAAUUCGCUUAAAAACUCGAUCUUGGGGUUCCACGAUUUCACAUGCCCGGUAGAUGAGAUCAUGUUUUCUUAUGCCGCAGCUGUAGUUGAGGGAAAUGAGAUGAUAUUGCAGAGGGCAUUGCGUACGAUUAACCAGAGAUCACAUAAUUAUGCUGUUUUCCUCUUCUAUGCGUCAUGGUGUCCGUUCUCUGAAACACUUAGACCAAUCUUUUCUGAUUUAUCUUCUCUGUUCCCCUCAAUUCCCCACUAUGCAAUUGAAGAGUCAGCUGUCAAGCCAAGUACUCUCUCAAAAUAUGGAGUGCACGGGCUUCCUACAAUCUUAAUUCUGAAUUCUACAAUCCGUGCUCAAUAUCAUGGCCACAGGACCCUUGACUCUUUAAUUAACUUCUAUGGUGGUGUGACUGGUUACAAGACACCACCAGUAGAUGUCAUAUCCCUAAACAAGGUUGGAUGUUCUCGAAACCAGCACAUUUAUAAUAGCGGGAGUGAACCAGAAAGUUGCCCAUUCCCCUGGGCAAGGUCUCCUGAGAACUUUCUUCAGCAGGAAACGUACUUGAUGUUGGCAACUGUGUUUGUUCUCCUAAGAUUGCUGUAUGCCCUUUUCCCGUAUAUCCGUAGGUUUGCUCAUUUUUCUUACACGAGAUACAACAUGAGGAUAAGCUCCUUGUGGGAGCAUCCUCUGCUCUACCUGCACCGAGUAUUCCAAGUAUUUAGUUCAUUGAAGGAACCAUGCAAACGGAGCAAUUUGCAGGAAGGAGCUAUGAAUGCUAAGGUAUGGGCCUCAAAGUCUCUAGCUUCUGUUUCAUUUGGCGAGGCCAGCUCAAGUCGGGUUGGACCAGUGAAUUUAACUCACUGAUUAAUUUGGUGGUUCUAUUUCUUUUAGAAACACCCUGAUAUUUCCCAUUGGGAUUGGUUUCAUUGUUGACAGGAGCAACCAUUUUUUUCUCCGUUUUAUUAUUUCGUUGUCCAAACAACAUACACGACUCAAUCAGUGUACUAUUGUAGAUUAGUUUUCCUUUAUGUGCCAUUAUUGAAAGAUAAUGUUAACCUAGUGUUAAACUGUUUGUAUAGAACAUUUAGCUAAUGAGCUAAAUUUUGUACUUUUAGACAUUUGUUGAACUGUGGUGCAACGGUGUAACUCGUUUUUCGUGUUUUUUAUCUUCUUAUUACAUAAAGUUUUAUGAUAGUCACGACUCACGAAUGUGUUGCUAUUGCUAUCUUAACAUAAGAGCCUUUCGC
This is a messenger RNA of Cuscuta epithymum, 1659 nucleotides long. Lineage: Eukaryota; Viridiplantae; Streptophyta; Magnoliopsida; Solanales; Convolvulaceae. The record is from the annotation of a GenBank genome assembly.